This is a messenger RNA of Xenopus tropicalis (tropical clawed frog), 5952 nucleotides long. RefSeq names its product myosin VIIA and Rab interacting protein (gene myrip). Bases 371 to 2971 code for a protein of 866 amino acids. Gene Ontology annotation, biological process: intracellular protein transport. Gene Ontology annotation, cellular component: cytoplasm; perinuclear region of cytoplasm. Gene Ontology annotation, molecular function: small GTPase binding. NCBI's taxonomy places the organism in Eukaryota, Metazoa, Chordata, Amphibia, Anura, Pipidae. The transcript has 17 exons. The record is from RefSeq and is a predicted model, not a curated record.
AUCACAUGCCUAGCCAUUCAUACAAUGCAAGUGUUUCUCCUACGGGGACUGUCUGGCUCUGCCCCUUCCCUGCGCCACUGAUUGGCCGUGCCCUGGCACCCAGGUGACUUUCAGUAGCCAGGCGCUAUUGUGACCCCGCUUGUGCAGCCUACAGUACCACCCAGCCGGCCAGCCAGCCAGGGAGCAGCGCUGCAGUGCGCACACACAGCACUUGGGUCUGCAGGCUCCGCUUGUCAUACAUCUGCCAGUAGCAGCAGCAGCCGACUGGGUAGGAGAACGCCGAGUAUCCCCCCAUCCAGCUGCAGCUUGAACCCCAACACCGCCUGCUGAUUCCCCGAUCUACCAACUUAGGCUGGCACACAGGAUAAAUAUGGGAAGGAAACUGGAUCUUUCUGGCCUGACAGAGGAUGAAGCGGAACAUGUCCUUCAAGUGGUCCAGCGAGACUUCAGUCUGCGGAAAAAAGAAGAGGAGAGGUUAAGUGAACUAAAGCAGAAGCUGGAUGAAGAAGGCAACAAAUGCUCCAUUUUGGCCAAGCAGCAGAAGUUUAAUGAGCACUGCUGCAUCCGAUGCUGUUCCCCUUUCACAUUUCUGAUCAAUUCCAAGAGACAGUGUUCAGACUGCAAGUUUAACAUCUGUAAAAACUGCAGCUCUUACCAAAAGAAAGAGAAAGCAUGGAUUUGCAAUGUCUGCCAGCAAACAAGACUACUGAGGACUCAAUCACUGGAAUGGUAUUACAAUAAUGUAAAAAGUCGGUUUAAGCGAUUUGGAAGUGCCAAGGUCCUUAAGAAUUUAUACAGAAAGCAUAGACUUGAGAGUGGAGCUUGUGCAGAUAUUGUAGAGGGAAAUUUUAUUGAUGAAAGCAUUGAAAAUGAAGGGAGUCUUUGUGGAAGUGAUUCAACAUUCUACAGACAGACAGAAGGGCACAGUAUGAUGGACACUCUCUCGGUGGCCUUACGUGUUGCAGAAGAAGCAGUAGAAGAAGCCAUUGCCAAAGCUGACUCAUACAGAGACAGCCUGGACAAACAGAACGAGGCCUGCUAUUUGAGAGAGCAUAAAGAAGAACUGAUUGAAGAACUGGCCACAACCAUUGUUCAAAAGAUUAUCAAAAGAAAGAAAAGCAAAAGUGAACAAGCUGAAGCCAUUUAUGAAUGGCAGCAGUCAAGAGGCAGUGCCAUAACAUCACCCGCCACGUCGGAUCGCAGCAUGCUAAACCUUCAGGACAGCAACAGAGGAUCAGAUGCAUUGUGGAGGUCUCAUUCGGCAUUUUCUCUGAUGAGUGAAGAUACCCCAAGCACCAAUGUUGACAUGAAAUCUGCCCGACCGGAAGUGCUUUGCCAGCAUCCGAGAAAUUGCAGUAAAAGAGCAAAAGAAAGGAGGCCUUCUACACUUCCAAGCUGGAAAAGUGUUGAUAGCCUAUAUGAUUCAAGUCCCUCGCCAGUUCUGCACAGUUCUGAUGGGAAUUGGGUAGCUCUUCAAAGCAUUACACUGCCUCCUCCAAGAAUGCUUGCUCAGCCAAAGAGUCAAGUCUUCAAAGCCUUGGAAGAUGAGUCCCGAGUUGUUUCAGCCUAUGAUGAGAUGGGCUCAGAGAGCGAUGAGGAAGUUGACUGGAGCUUAGCCCUCAAUGCAUAUAGACGAAGAGCACGAGAUUUGUCAGAUGAUUCUUGCUAUGCAGACUCACAAUACAACCCUGAAUGGGCAUGCAGUAAUGAUUACUAUCAGCCUGUGACAUCUCCAUCAUCUGGCCUAUACACCAACACUGAAACUGUUUACUCUGAUUCAGAGACCUCAUCACUGAACUCAUUGAAGGAAACAAGGCAAUCCUCCAAGUCAUUAUGGCCAAACAGAAAAGUUCCAUUUAAUCAGAUUCAAAAGGAUCAUGGCUAUGGAAAAAUGGAUAUUAACUUUAACCCUCAGUCAAAUAGUAUGGAAUAUUCAGACAGCAGUGAAGCUGAGAAAACGCAUUUUGAUGUAGAAAAAAAGUCUAGAAGGUGGAAAAGGAACAAAACUGAAAUUGAAGAGCAAGGGGAUUUUAUGAAGGGGCAGAAAAGAUCUCUAAGCACAAAUACGGCUUUCAGUGAUGUAUCAGAAACCGAUACAGGCAACAGAGGACCACAUCACAGGACCAUGACAGAUAACCUAGAACAAAAACUAAAGACUAAAUUAUGUGAAUUAACAGCAAAGAUUAGUGACAAAGAAACUUCGUCUGGGGAAGAGCAAGAUCCAGAGUUCAGAGUGGAAAACAGAAACCCUGAGAUGUUAUCUGAGGAGAGUGGCAUGUGUGUGCAAGAGGAGUUAAAAAAGAAGUACUCUGCUGUGUCUCUCUGCAACAUAUCAACAGAGGUCCUUAAAGUCAUCAAUGCCACGGAGGAAAUGAUAGCAGGAUCCUCGGGUCCAUGGGAAUCCCCAGCAAAUACGCAUGAUCGAGGGUCUUUUCCUAUAGGUGCUGAUCCUGUAAGACUAGAUGAACAGCUCACCAAACUGGAAGAAAAUGUUUACCUCACAGCUGGCACAGUGUAUGGGUUAGAGGGGCAGCUCAGUGAGAUCGAAGAUUCAGCACGCAAGAUUAGCAGUGUUACAACUGAGUUAGAACUCGCUGACCUUGAAGAUCAAGUUGCUACAGCAGCAGCGCAAGUUCAUCAUGCUGAGCGCCAGAUUUCUGAUAUUGAGAGUCGGAUCUCAGCACUUACCAUUGCAGGCCUAAAUGUUGCCCCUUGUGUGAGGCUAACAAGAAGACGGGAGCUGAUAAGCAGUAGUCAGGUACAAACAAUAGACACCUCCAGACAACAAAGGAGAAAAUUACCAGCAACUCCCUUGCAAGAUGAAGAAUCUGAAGGCUCAGUAGUGACUGCUAUGAGAACAUUUAAUCAUAACUUUGUUCUGCAAGGAUCUUUGACACAACGUACGAAGGAGCGGAAAAAUGCUGCAAUGGAUGUUAUGGAACCAACUAAAGGCUCCACUAUAAUGUAUUGAAGACACAUGAAACCUGCCAAAAUUAUGAUGCCUAAAAGUUGUACACGAGAGUGCCUUUCUUUAUCUGUCAUUAUUGUUCCUUCUACAAUGUGGAUUGUUGUGUGAAGCUCAGUAACAGGGCUUUAUUGAGAUACCUCACUGGAAAUGUCAGCGCUGUUUUCUGCUAAAAAACCUCCGCCUUAAAUAUUUAGCAGACGCAGUGAAUGGGUACUGAGUUUCAAAUGAAAGGCUCUUGGUAUAAUGAUGCACUUUUUAUUUCUGUCCAAGUAGCACAGUAAUGUGUCAAAAACUGUUUUCUAUCCAUGCCAAAAUCUGUAAGAACAAAUCUUUUUGUGGAAAUGCAUUUCCAGAAUGUAUCGUCAGGAGGAAUCACUGUAUUACCGUGCAAUGUUUUUGUAACAAUUUUAAAUAUUGUUCUAAUAAGUUGUUUGUAUAUAAGCAGAAUUAUAGUAACGGUUGUAACAAAAAGUUAUAUUUCGCUCCUAAUAAAAUCUACAGGAAAGAUCACAUUAUCAACAUAAAGCAAAGAGAAUCUAUAAAAAAAUGUUGUUCUAUAAACCCAUUUUAAAGCUAAUCCCAGAGAUUAGUUAUUUAAUUGUAUUAUUUUAUUUAAAUAGGUGAUAUCCUCUUGAUGUUUUAAUCAAGUAAAAAGUAAACAUUGUUACCCAAAUCCCGUAUAAUCUUGAGUUUCCUCUUCUGAAAAUAGUCCAGAGAUUGUACUUGUAGCAUGAAACAGAAGUUGGGUUAACCCUUUUACUCUGCCAGCGGUGUAGUAUCUACCUUUCUGGUUUGAAGCCUAACCUAUAGAAUAAACAUGUAGUCUAGCGAUGCGUCUUUCCUAAUGCACAGCUUUCCUGGCCAGAUCAUUGGUAGAAAAAAGGGUAAAGCUUGACUGGCAUAACCCUGAUUUCAUAGUAAAUAUUACAAUACACUGCUAUUUAUUGACCCUGUGCUGCUUGUGGACUGAUUCGUCCUUGCUCAGCCCCUAACUAAUGUUGCUUUAGGGUUUCAGUAAUUAAACUGUUGGAGUUAAAUUAUGCACUUAAGAAUGAUAAACUGCUAUAUUUAGUCUGUUGUAAUACAGAGUUUUACAUUUUAUUUAGAAAAAAUAGUUUAGAUACUGAACUUACUGUACCAGCCUAGAAGUAUAGGCGUUCUAUAACAAUGAUGAUUUUUGUCUUUUAAAUAUGGCCCCAAAGAUCCAUGUCCUAAAAGAACCAUCUGCAUGUGCUGUACCGCCAAUACAAGGAAGACUGCUGAAGAUCAGAAAGAUAUAGAUAUAUAAAGAUAGAUUUUUUACCCCGCAGUUAAUGUUUUUUUCCUCUAAAAAUCAUAAUUGUUUUCUUAAAAAAUUCUUUUCAUUCUUUAUUAUGCGACAAAACCGCAAUAAACACAAAAGUAAAAAUAUGCCAUUUAAAAUCUGUCAGUCAUGUAGAAGUCGGUCCUUUCUCUUUGAGGUAUUCAGUUUUUCAGGGUUUUUUUGGGGAGUUAUUCAUCCAAUUUAAGUCAUGUAACAUUCAUAAUUCAAGGUAUUCAUGUUUUUUUUAUACAUCUUGGCAUUCACGUUUUUUUUGGUCACAGUUCUUAAUAAAUAAGGCAACAUUUGUGCUUUUUUUAAAUUUGUAGGGUUAAUUUAUAAAGACUGGACAAAUUUACACCUGGGCAGUAACCUAUAGCAACCAAUGAGUGAUUAGCCUUUUCAUCAAGCUUCAGGUUAAGCAGUAAAAUCAAAUAUCUGAUUGGUCGCCAUGGGUUACUGUCCAGGUGCAAAUUUGCCCAGUCUUGCCCAAUGUGAGUUUAAUUGUGGUAGAAAAAAACUCUAAAAUUACAUAAAUCUGAAUUUUGAUAAAUCUGCCCCAUAGAGUUAUGAAGGGCAAUCUCAGAAGCAUAGAACCUUAUUGUCAUAGGGUGGCUGUACAUCUUGGCUGGUUAGCUAACCUUAUAAAAAGGAUACUUCAUAUUAAGACCCAUCAUUGAACAAUGAAAUAGUUGCAGGUCUUCGUGAUACCUUCACAUUAAAAGGAAACUUAUGCCAGUAACUUAGCCAUAAUAUACGAUUUACUGCCAGAAAACAUAUAUAGAACUUUCUUUGCUAAGCUUGGGUGCUGGCAAAACAUGUCCUGUUAAUAUUCCCAUUGCCACAAUGUUCACGUGUUUAUAAAACACUGUCACUGUAUAAACCAUAAUUCUAAAGAUAAAGAAUUCCUCCCUAUUGUGUUACUGUGGGAAGUAGUAUAUAUAGUGUAUUUCUGUUUCUUUUCCAAAGAGCUGUUUCAAUGAAGGGCCAGGAGUCCAUUCUUUUUGUUUUUUUGUGGUGAUUUUUCUAACAAAAUGAGAAUGAUGGCUGUUUACCUAACUGUUAAACCUCUGUGGAUUGCAAAGUUAUAUCCAUUCUGAACUGAAGAAAUAAUACAUCCUCCCUGCUCCUUUGUUGGUGUCUUUCAAGCAGUUCUGAAAGUUUAAUGUGAUGUCAAAUGGUUCUCAUGCAAGCAUGAAUCGCAGCUACUGUAAUGUACUAAUGUAGAAACAAAUAUAUGUACUAUGUAAGCACUGCAAAAAAAAUACAUAUAUCAGAUUUUAAUUUUUUAGCAGAUUUAUUUGUGCCAAAUAUAUGUAAAAAGAAUUUAUUGGUCAAACACAUGUUAUAUAAAUAUAUCACUGAUGUUUAUUUUGCCAUUGAGUAAUUUUCAUUCUUAGUUUCAUAUUUACAGCAAGAUUUUUUUAUUUAAAAAAAUAAAUAAAUAAAUAAGUGAAAGAUUAUAUCAAGAGUAUAUAGCAAAGAUCUGUUGUACUUGGUUUGAAAAGCUAAAUGUUCGUUCAUGGAACCAUUUCCUCAUUUUUAAAAAAGAUUGUUGACCAGAAUGAAGAAGAAAGUUAAUAUGGUUUGGUGUAUCUAAAUGCAUGUUAGCUCAAUUAUUCUGGAAAAUAAAAAGCCUUGAUUACAGAUACAAAUUUAAGAAAGUAAAAGCUAUAAAUCUUAA